Messenger RNA from Symbiodinium sp. CCMP2592, 1023 nucleotides. The record is from the annotation of a GenBank genome assembly. Lineage: Eukaryota; Dinophyceae; Suessiales; Symbiodiniaceae.
AUGGGCGGGAAGAGGAGCGAUCGAUUCCUAGCACGGACUCUGCUAAACCUGCGGCUGUGGCACACUGACGUGUUGAUCGUGGAUUCUCACAAUCUUGGCACGAGCACGGUAGCAGCUUCGUUUGCUGAUGCCAGCGUCAAGAACACGUGCACUGCGGCAAUUUCGAAGGACGACGCGAUGGUAACAUGGCGUGCGCCAAUCGCCGUCGGCCGGGAUGCCGCCGAAUUCCGCUGGACGGCUACCGUCCCAGACGGCAGCUUCGACAGUUCCGAAGGAACCGAUCGAGAAUCGAGGGUGUCCUCGAUGCGAACGCGCUGGGUCCAGGCCGUGCUAGGUGCCCACGCAAGCUCGGAGAAGCGGUCAAGCAGCUGGGAGACGAGGACGGCCACAACGGCCUCCGUUCAGCCCAGCUCCGCUAUGUCUUCCAUAGGACGUGCGUGCCUGCCCGGCUAUGGCACGAGCCGCCGGGCUGUCUCCUUUGAGCCGAAAGGACGUCGGAGACAAGUGCCCGUUCUACGGCGAGUACCAGAUUGCGAGCAGGCCACACAGAGCGCCGCUCCUGAGCUGAUGACCGCAGCGGCCUUGGCGACUGCCGAAUGGGCCGGAAAGCGGCCGGAUGUCGAGCAGAGGCGUGCCCAGACGGCAGCCGCCCGGCUGGAGAAGCUGGAGGAAAUGCGGCAAGCCAAGCAGAGAUACCGAGAGCAGGCGAAGGCUUUGGUUGCCGCAACCUGGCGGCCGGAGCCACGUAGUGUGGAAACUGCUGACGUGAUUGAGAGGAGGCGUCGGAUAAACUGCCUCGUCUUUCCAGACACGCAGGCGCAGGAGCAGACUGCUGCGACGCUGCUUGUGCAGGGCACAGCUGGAGAACGACGGCGGCUCGGUGGCGGCAUCGGCACUGGGAGGCUCACGCUCCAAGUGAAGCCACAGCGCAACGUUAGCAGCUUCGCAGAGAUGUUCCAGAAGAGUGUGGGUCAGCAUCCAUACUUCUCCUUCCCAUUCAGCUCAGGCGAGUGGAAGUACUAG